Molecule: messenger RNA, 1516 nt
Organism: Sorghum bicolor (sorghum)
Lineage: Eukaryota; Viridiplantae; Streptophyta; Magnoliopsida; Poales; Poaceae
Product: protein DEHYDRATION-INDUCED 19 homolog 3-like
Exons: 5
Coding region: 398-1153 (251 amino acids)
Source: RefSeq, a predicted model, not a curated record
CUCUCUCUCUCUCUCUCUCUCUCUCCUGCCGAUAAUAAGAAGCUUCCUCGCCGUCUCCUCUUUCUCCGUCCUAGCAAAAUCCUCCCCGUACCGAGAGCCAAAGAAACAACAAAGGCAGGGGAGAGGCCGGCGAACUACGCGAGGAAAAAAAUUUUCUUUCCCGGGAGGACGAAGUCGGGAGUCGGGACACGCGCGGGGUCAAAAUCGUCUCCGGUUGUUGGUGCCGCUGCCGUGCCGCUGCUGCUGCUGUCGGAGCCGAGCAGGAAGGGGAGAACGAGGCAACGAGCUUGGAGACAGCUCAAGAAGGAGUGGGACGGGGAGGCGGCAGCCUGCUUGUGAGAAGGCACCUGACACGUGAAGGAGCCCGAGCGAGGGUAGGGAGGAACCAAAUCGGGACAUGGACUCGGAGCACUGGAUCUCGCGCCUGGCCGCCGCCAAGCGCUACUACGCGGCGCAGCUCGGCCACGUCGACGAUGUGCCCGGGAUGGGGACGGAGGAGGUGGAGAUGGAGAUGGAGAUGGAGGACGACGGCGACAUGGAGAUGGAGAUGGAGAUGGAGAUGGCGCUGGAGCUCGGGGACGCGACGUGGCCGGAGGUUGCCUGCCCCUACUGCUACGAGGACCAUGACGUCGCGUCCCUCUGCGUCCACCUCGAGGAGGACCACCCCUACGAGCCCCACGCCGCGCCCUGCCCCAUUUGCUCCCAAAGGAUUACAAGAGAUAUGCUUAACCAUAUCACCAUGCAACAUGGUUACUUGUUCAAGAAUGGUCACAGGUCUCGCAGAUUUAUUAUUCCUGAGAGAGAUGCGAUUUCUUUAUUGAGCCGAGAUCUGCGUGGUACUCAUUUACAUGCUCUUCUAGGGGGUGUUCAUGGCCACAGAACAAAUAAUGCAGUGGCCACAAACAUUUCCAGUGAUCCUCUUCUUUCAUCUUUUGGCCUGAACUUCUCAACAUCAGAUGCACCAGAACCAUCAAAAUCAGCAUCUUCUAUUCCAGAUGGUGCCUCAAUACGUAAGGAGAUACCAGUUCAGCCUUGGGAAUCAAGUAUUGAUUCAUCUCUGACAAGCGAGGAAAGGGAGCAAAAGCGGAAACAAGCUACCGACAGAGCAACCUUUGUGCAAGGCCUAGUGCUGUCUACUCUAUUCGGAGAUUGAUUGUUCAAAACAGCCCUAGGUUCUUGCACUUGCUAGAUCGGCACUUACUCCUGCCUGGUCCACAUAGUCAGAUAGUGCUCAACCCGGUUUGGUGCAUCUAACUCUGAUGGCAGGAAAUUCGCCUCAGGAAACUUAGCCGCGUUCAUCUUUGUUUCAGUGAAUUGCGCAGUUGAUUCUACCAUGAUACAGCUUUGAUUUAAGCUAGCUGUUGUUGUACCUUUGUUUUUAUCAAUUUAUCAGCCAGCAAUUCUUAUCUGUAACUCACUGGUACAUUGUGUUUGUACCGACAUACAUAAUAGCUGUAACAUCUACUUACACAAUGCAAGAAAGACACUUGUUCGAGAGCAGUUGCCAAAGUGCAAA